Molecule: messenger RNA, 2383 nt
Organism: Anolis carolinensis (green anole)
Lineage: Eukaryota; Metazoa; Chordata; Lepidosauria; Squamata; Anolidae
Gene: cpz
Product: carboxypeptidase Z
Exons: 11
Coding region: 226-2190 (654 amino acids)
Biological process (GO): peptide metabolic process; protein processing
Molecular function (GO): protein binding; metallocarboxypeptidase activity; zinc ion binding
Source: RefSeq, a predicted model, not a curated record
UUGCUUGUUGCUAAAGGGAGCCUAGGCGAGCUUCUCCCCGCCCACGUCCUCCGAUUUCUUCUCUUCUCCCCGGCUCUUGCCCCCCAUUCCUCGACCCAGGCAUCCCAGGCGCUGUCUGUAACACGAUCCCGGGGCCGUAUAUCCCCGAGUAGGCGGGCGGGCGCUUUUCCCGCUGGCGCGGAGGAGCAGAGCCGGUGCCACAUCACGCACAAAGGGCGCCCCGGCAUGUGGCUCCUGUGGCUCCUGUGCCUGGAGGGGGCUCUGGCCAGCAGCACCCCGGAGCCCGCCUCCCCUCCUGCCUGCCAGCCGGGCUCCAGAGCUCAGGCUCAGUGCCAAACUCCGACAGAAAGCAAAGGAAAAUGUGUUGAUAUCAACUUGACUUCCUGCAAUGAUGUGUCUUAUUCACAAACAAUGUAUCCCAAUUUGCUGGAUCAAGAAACCAGAGCAGUUGUUGAACACAGCUCUGAAUAUAUCUUGAUGAGUGUGAUCCACAACCUGCUGCAGGGGGAAUGCAAUCCCGACCUGAGACUUCUGGCCUGCUCCGUUAUGGCCCCAAAAUGUGAAGAAGGAAAAGCCAUCAGGCCUUGUCGUAAAACAUGUGAAAUGCUGAGAAAAAAUUGCCUUGCUGCCUUUGAUGCCAUUGAUAUGGCUUGGCCGUACUUCUUCGACUGCGAUCGAUUCUUUGUCGAUGAGGUGGAAGGAUGCUUUGAUCCAUUAGCAAAGCUGAGAGGGGAAACAGAAUUUGUAGAUGAUACACCCAAUGUGGCACCAGCCUUCAUUCAGUUCACCCACCACUCAUUCCCCCAAAUGGUAAGAGUACUGAAAAAGACAGCAUCCAGGUGCUCCCAUAUUUCCAGGAUGUACAGCAUUGGUCGCAGCUUUGAAGGGAAAGAUCUCUUUGCAAUUGAAUUUUCUACUAGCCCUGGACACCAUGAAUUGCUUAAGCCAGAAUUCAAAUAUAUUGGCAACAUGCAUGGAAAUGAAGUUGUGGGAAAAGAAUUGCUGAUCUACCUUGCCCAGUAUUUGUGUUCUGAAUAUCUCCGUGGGAACUCCAGAAUCCAAACACUUAUAAAUAAUACUCGAAUACACCUUCUUCCUUCCAUGAAUCCAGAUGGAUAUGAACUUGCAGCAGAAGAGGGAGCUGGUUAUAAUGGUUGGGUCAACGGAAGGCAAACAGCUCAGAAUCUUGAUCUUAACAGGAAUUUCCCAGAUUUGACAUCUGAAGCGUACAGAUUGGCAAGGAUCAGAGGGGCACGUACUGACCAUCUGCCUAUUCCUCAGUCUUACUGGUGGGGUAAGGUAGCACCAGAGACAAGAGCUGUUAUGAAGUGGAUCACCUCCAUCCCAUUUGUACUAUCUGCCAGUCUCCACGGGGGUGAUUUGGUGGUUUCUUAUCCUUAUGAUUAUUCAGUGCAUCCACUGGAAGAAAAAAUGUUCUCUCCUACCCCAGACGAGAAGAUGUUCAAGCUGCUUUCUAAAACCUAUGCAAAUGCACACCCUGGCAUCUCAGACAAGUCAGAAAUGCGUUGUGGUGGAAAUUUUGUGAAACGAGGGGGCAUCAUAAAUGGUGCUGACUGGUACAGCUUUGCUGGAGGAAUGGCAGAUUUUAAUUACCUUCAUACCAACUGUUUUGAAAUAACGUUGGAGCUUGGAUGUGAGAAGUUUCCUUUAGAAGAUGAACUUCAUUUACUUUGGCAGCAAAACAAGGAAGCCCUUCUAAGGUUCAUGGAAAUGGUUCAUUGUGGAAUAAAAGGAGUCGUAUCUGACAAAGUUGGAAAUCCAAUAAAGAAUGCUCGAAUUUCAGUCAAAGGCAUCCGUCAUGAUAUUCUUACAGCUGCUGAUGGAGAUUAUUGGAGACUCUUGCCUCCUGGAACAUACAUUGUCAGUGCCCAGGCUCGUGGUUAUAGUAAACUCUUGAAGAAAGUGACUUUGCCUGCCAAAAUGAGAAGGGCUGGACGAGUGGACUUUGUCUUGAGGCCCCUCAAUGGUAAAACCCCACACCUUGUCCGUGACUCUGCAAAUGAGCAGUAUAAUCCACUGGAACAUUUUGACCCUCAUGCGCAACAUACCCAGCAUGAACGGAGAGGAGAUGGAAGGCGAUCUGUCCAGCCAAGGCAGAAGCCCUGGUGGUGGUCUUACUUCAGCGCUCUAAAUCAGCCCAGGCCUUUGUGGCUGCUUAAAUACCAAUGAACUAUUUUAUGUUGCACCCUUCACCCACUGUUCACAUUAGCAAUUUAUUGUUUUUCCAAAGCUAUUUUUGGAUGUUAGUAGAAGUCUUUAAAUAGGAUUCAUCAGUGAAUAUACCAUAGUCUUGCUUUUGUUUGUCUGUGUUUUACUUCUCUGCAUAUGACAUUUUGCCUAUUAAAAUUAGUACUCUCUUCAA